UCUCUUUAGUUGGUUACAACUAAUUCGUAUCCAUUCCACUCCUGGCCGCAUCCGUGCCUUACCCAAUUCUCUCCUCCGCCUCAAUUUUCUUUACAAUAAUAUAAAAACCCUCCGCCAUUGAAGCUCCUAAUUAGAGCUUGCUUCUCGCGCCUGCCAAUGCCUCCAAAGCAACACUCUCUCUAUCUCUAGAACUUCACGCUCUCUCUCUCUCUCUCUCUCUCUCUAUCUAUCUAUCUGUCUGUGUUCGUAUAAAGAUUUGUUUAUGUGUAUGUGUUCUGCUCGGUUUUUGUGUUGGAAGAGAUCGAGCAUUUGGAGAUCUGUUCUUCUUGUCUGCGAAUAUGCGGGUCCUGGUUGGAGGUUUUGAGCGUCUGAGUACGUGAACUGUUCUCUCUCUAGAAGGAUUCGGAUCGAGCCAGGGAAUGGGAAGCAGAUGGAGGAAAGCGAAGCUUGCUCUGUCGUGCCUGCACGUCCCGAGAACGGACGACGACGCGCCGCCGUCGGCGGCGUCCGUCGGGAGGCUGUCCGACGUCGCUUUGCUCUCUCCGGCUGGAACCGGCUCUGAUUUUUCAAUGCCAACGACGCCGGUGCCGUCGUCCUCCGGCCUCCGGUUGCCCAAACACGGGAGCAAAUCAUCCAAGUGGACUUGCGCGAUAUGCCUGAACAACAUGAAACCAGGGCAGGGCCAUGCUAUUUUCACUGCAGAAUGCUCCCACUCCUUCCACUUCCAUUGCAUUACUUCUAAUGUAAAACAUGGAAACCAAAUUUGCCCCAUUUGCAGAGCAAAGUGGAAGGAGAUACCCUUCCAGAGCCCUUCUGAUCUUUCUCAUGGUAGGGCAAGAAUGAGCAAUGUUGACUGGCCCCGGAAUGAUAACCGGAGUACUAUGUUGAGAAGACUUCCUCCUCAUGCAGAUGCCAAUAGGCAUAUUUCAUCAUUAUUUCAUUCUCCUGAGCCCAGUGUUUUUGAUGAUGAUGAACGCGUCAAUCACCAACCUGGGAAUACUGAAAACGGUUCAUUCAAUAAAGAUGUUGCUGCCCAAACUAUUGGAGCAAUAGAGGUGAAAACAUACCCAGAGGUUUCUGCUGUUUCAGGAUCAACAUCUCAUGAUAACUUUGCCAUUCUAAUCCAUGUCAAAGCUCUUACAAGUAGAAAGCACUCUUGCGGAGUUAACGAGGCUAAUAUGUCACCAAUAUCUCAAUUUUCUCGCGCUCCAGUUGAUCUUGUUACAGUGCUCGAUGUGAGCGGUAGCAUGGCAGGUACCAAGCUUGCUUUGCUAAAACGAGCUAUGGGAUUUGUGAUACACCAUCUUGGCCCUUCUGACAGGCUUUCAGUUAUUGCCUUCUCCUCCUCUGCUCGUCGUCUCUUUCCUCUUCGUCGUAUGACUGAUGCUGGACGACAGGAAGCGUUGCAGGCAGUUAAUGCUCUGACAUCAAAUGGCGGCACAAACAUUGCGGAGGGACUGAAGAAGGGUGCCAAGGUGAUGACUGAUCGCAAGUGGAAGAAUCCAGUUGCAAGUAUCAUUCUGUUAUCUGACGGUCAGGAUACGUAUGCUGUCAGCAGCAGUCCUGGUGGGGGCCAUCCCCAAAUAGAUUACCAAGCUCUUCUUCCAUUAUCCAUUCAAUCCAAUGAAGGAACAGGCCUACGCAUUCCAGUGCAUGCCUUUGGUUUUGGUGCAGAUCAUGAUGCUGCUUCAAUGCACUCAAUCUCUGAAACUUCUGGAGGAACCUUUUCGUUCAUAGAAGCUGAAAGCGUAAUCCAGGAUGCUUUUGCACAGUGCAUUGGUGGGCUUCUGAGUGUGGUGGUGCAGGAACUGCAGGUUGUAGUUGAUUGUGUGCACCCAUGGCUAAAACUUGGUUCAGUAAAGUCUGGAAGUUACAAAACCAGAUUGCCACCUGAUUCAAGGCAGUGUUUUAUUGAUGCUGGAGACUUGUAUGCUGAAGAGGGGAGAGAUUUUCUGGUAACAGUUGACAUUCCAGUUGACGGCUCCAGCAAUGAGAUGCAACUGUUGAAGGUUAGAUGUACAUACAAAGAUCCCAUCACUAAAGAAUCCGUGACCUUGGAAGAAGUUGAUGUGCUGAAGAUUCAGCGGCCCGAAAUAACCAGGGAGUCAGUCAUAUCCGUGGAGGUAGACAGGCAGCGAAAUAGGCUUCGAGCAGCAGAGGCAAUGGCAGAAGCAAGAGCUGCUGCUGAACGAGGUGAUCUGGCUGGUGCCGUGUCUGUUCUUGCGCGUUGUACUGAAGUACUGUCAGAAACUUUGUCAGCGCAAGCUGGAGACCAGUUAUGCAAUGAUUUGGCUGCUGAGUUAAGGGAAAUGCAAGAAAGAAUGGCGAAUCGCCAGGUUUACGAGUCCUCUGGAAGGGCUUAUGUUCUAUCUGGAUUGAGCUCACAUUCAUGGCAGCGAGCAACUGCACGUGGUUAUUCCACGGACAGUUCAAGCCUUCUGCAAGUUUAUCAGACCCCAUCUAUGGUGGACAUGGUUACGCGAUCACAGACUAUGGUCUUUGGUAGUUCAUCACCUCAACCAUCAUCAGAUAGACCAGCUCGAUCUUUUCGGACACAACGUCAAACGUCAAGGUAAUAGCGUGCUUACCUUUGAAACUGCUCCUCAGAUUAUGACCAUUGGAUGAACUUCAAUUUCGGUUUGUGUCUCCAACUAUUUUGUUUAUUUUUCUGUGGUUUAGGGAAAGUGGGGCAUAAUUUAAACACAGGGCUAGAGGGGGGAUGGAGAGGGAUUUUGGUUGUUUACACGUGAGAGGGUAUAUUUCCUUGUUAAGCGAUGUACAUGAAUAAUUGGGGAAAGUGACUUCGCAAGAACAAGGUGCGGGAAGAAGGGAAAGUGGGGGUAUUUAGGGUUUACAAGUUCAAUUUUCAGGGUCUGUAUAUAAGGAGAAAAUGGUCUCUUUAUUAUCUCUUUUAGAAGAGGACUUGGGGGGGUAUAGCCUUGUAAUUGUGGGAGAGAUACUGCACUACUCAAAAUUUGGUAUAUCUGCUCUUUUGAUUCUUUUGACAAAAAGUCUUCCCGUGCAGUAUUCAUUUCUCUAAUUUUCUUCAUUGUUUGCGACCGGACAUUUACUGGGCUUCAUGUUUUUAGAUCGGUGCCUUAGUUUGGGCUCAAACCUAUAGUUGCCUGAUUCCAGGUGGGGAAAACGGAUGUGGAAACAGAAAAUGAAUGCAAUACUUAAUAAUUUACAUCCAAUUCUAUUUUUUAUUAAAUGAGUAAUUUAUAUUUAGUUUUAAAUAUUUUUUUC
Diospyros lotus (date-plum) is the source of this 3246-nucleotide messenger RNA. Its product is annotated as E3 ubiquitin-protein ligase WAV3-like. Lineage: Eukaryota; Viridiplantae; Streptophyta; Magnoliopsida; Ericales; Ebenaceae. The coding region runs from base 420 to 2576 and encodes 718 amino acids. The record is from RefSeq and is a predicted model, not a curated record. The transcript is spliced from 2 exons.